Messenger RNA from Dentiscutata erythropus, 161 nucleotides. Lineage: Eukaryota; Fungi; Glomeromycota; Glomeromycetes; Diversisporales; Gigasporaceae. The record is from the annotation of a GenBank genome assembly.
AACAAGAAGGUCUAUGCUUUGGCGGGGAAGACCUUGUAAUGGGAAAUUCUCCUAAAAAAUGGCAUAUUGGAAAAAGUCAUUAUGAAAUUCCAAUCAGAGACGAAAAGGGAUGGUUUUACAUAGACGAAUAUGAAGUGUUUCAAGUUAUUAAAGAUGAUUAA